GUUCCCGCGUUGAUCUCCCCGGCCGUUAUUUAAUCCCGGCAAUCUCGGCAAGAAAAAGAGAGAUUGAAGCCCAAUAGACGUCAAAGGUCCCACCUUUUCUCCCCCUUUUAGCAUCUCCGUUCCAAUCCCUAGAUCCCACCACCUUUCUCCCCGAUCUCCUCCUUCCCCGGAUGGUCCUCGCCGCCGCCGGAGAUGGGCUGCGUCGCCUCCAAGAAGGCGGUCUCGGUGACCCCCGCAUUCGAGCGCCAGGACUCCAGCGCCGUCUUGGCCUCGUCGUCCCUGCGAUGCCGGACUGGGAGCGGUGGCCCUGAGCCGAAGGACGAUGGCGAGAGGAUUGAAUCAGGGGAAUCCGGGAGGGGGAGCUCCAAUUUCACCAAUUCCCGGAGCUUUCGAUUGAGGAAUUUGCAUAGGUAUAUUGAAGGGGAGCAGGUCGCCGCCGGCUGGCCGUCUUGGCUCUCCGCUGUCGCCGGUGAAGCUAUUCAGGGGUGGGUGCCUCUCAAAGCUGACAACUUUGAGAAGUUGGAGAAGGUUGGACAAGGCACGUAUAGCAGUGUGUUUAGAGCUCGUGAUGUUGAGACUGGCAAUAUUGUUGCAAUGAAGAAGGUUCGGUUUGACAAUUUUGAGCCAGAGAGUGUUAGGUUUAUGGCACGAGAAAUACAAAUACUUCGAGGGCUUGACCAUCCAAAUAUUGUCAAACUGGAGGGGAUUAUCACUUCUCGAUUAUCUUGUAGCAUUUAUCUGGUGUUUGAAUAUAUGGAACAUGAUCUUGUGGGGUUGUCAUCUUCUCCUGACAUCCAAUUCACAGAAUCACAGGUGAAGUGCUAUAUGCAUCAGUUGCUAUCUGGACUUGAACAUUGUCAUUCUCGUGGUAUCAUUCAUCGUGACAUCAAGGGUGCCAAUCUUUUAGUUAAUAAUGAAGGAAUUCUAAAAAUCGCCGACUUUGGUCUGGCAAACUUCUGUGAUUCUAGGAAAACACAACCGUUGACAAGCCGGGUUGUGACAUUGUGGUACCGUCCCCCAGAACUUCUUCUAGGAUCAACAGACUAUGAAGCGACUGUGGAUCUAUGGAGUGUUGGUUGUGUCUUCGCAGAGAUGUUUGUCAAGAAGCCUAUUUUACAGGGUAGAACCGAGGUCGAGCAAUUACACAAAAUCUUUAAGCUUUGUGGUUCCCCAUCAGAUGAAUACUGGAAGAAGUCUAAGUUGCCGAAUGCAACAAUUUUCAAACCACAUCAUCCUUAUGCAAAUUGCCUUUGGAGUACAUUCAAAGAUUUGCCAGCAAAUGCCUUCCGACUGUUAGAAACUUUUCUGUCUGUUGAACCCCACAAGCGGGGAACUGCCUCAUCUGCUCUUGUUUCUGAGUACUUCACCACCAAACCUUAUGCAUGUGAACCUUCAAGCCUGCCAAAAUACCCUCCUAACAAGGAGAUCGAUGCCAAAUAUCGUGAGGAGUCACAAAGGAAAAAACAGGCUGCUAAAAGAGGACAUACAACAGUAAGAACAUCAAGAGUCUACAGAACUUCAAGAGAACCAUUUAAUCAAAAUAAAUUAGCUGUUCGACAAGAGGAGUCUAAAACAAAUGCUCAGGACAAUGGUGAAGGUUAUGUGAAGCCAAAUCAUCGAAGCGUGAAUGGUGACACAAGACUUUUUGUCGACCUACAGCCAAUGGCCACAAUUAAUCCUUCAGAUAAGGGUCGACAUGUGAAGCAUAUCUCCCAAGGCGACAUUCCUUUCUCCGGGCCCUUGCUCGUUCCUGCAUCCAGUGGCUUUGCGUGGGUUAAAAAGCCAAAAGAGGACCAGCCAUUUGCUAGAUCUCUCAGUAAAUCUAGCUCAAAACGCAGUGCCUCUGGCGCAUCAGAGUCAUCGGGUACUCUACAAGCCAAGAAUAGUCUCGAGUCAAGAAUCCAAUCAAAUGGAGAUGCUGCGAACGGAGCCUCUGCUUGUUCUGGAGGUCACGGACAAAGUGAAUUUGCUAAGUAUGCAAUGCUGAAAAAAUGGGCACAAUUAGAGUGUCCGGAUUCAUUUGACGCUUCAGAUAUGUACCAUUCACAGAAGUUCACUGAAGCAUUUUACUCGAAAGAUUUGCUGCCAUCUAACCACAGCAUUCUGGAUUAUCACGUCGAACCAGAAAAGGUUGAAUUCUCUGGGCCUUUAUUGUCCCAAUCCCAUAAAGUGGAUGAGCUUUUGCGGAAACACGACCGACAUAUCCGCCAAGCCACUCGCAGAUCAUGGCUCCGGAGAGUGACAGGGAUCAAACAAGGAAAGUAGAGACAGUAUGUGGCAUGGAUAUUAAGGACCAGUCAGUCUUAAAUAGAAGGCAUGUUCCAGUGGCUCUACCGAACACGGCAGCAUGGCGAUAAUGAUUACGGAAGCGAAAAGUGGUCUCGGAUUAUGAUAGCUGAACUACCACUUCCAUCUCUAGUUCAAAUUUGUGGAUCCUGUGCUUCCUUUCAGUUAGAUCCUACAAUGUUGGCUCUGCUGAUACUUCACCAUUAUUGCCAUUAAUUUGCAGCUAACUAUAUUCUGCAAAUGACUUCUUGUUGAGUGUACAAUAAACAAAGUGAUUCCUUGGAAAUGUGAAUGUAAACAUGUUCUUGAGAGCUUGUAAAUGCUUCAAGAGCCCUUCUUGUAAAAAAGAUAGCGUUUUUAUGUUCAUAAUUAUUACCGAUCAAACGCCAUGGUUUGGUCUUGAUUUUGAUGAUCAAAGACUAAUAAUCUUCAUGAA
Molecule: messenger RNA, 2722 nt
Organism: Dioscorea cayenensis subsp. rotundata (Guinea yam)
Lineage: Eukaryota; Viridiplantae; Streptophyta; Magnoliopsida; Dioscoreales; Dioscoreaceae
Product: protein IMPAIRED IN BABA-INDUCED STERILITY 1-like
Exons: 9
Coding region: 193-2265 (690 amino acids)
Biological process (GO): positive regulation of transcription elongation by RNA polymerase II; protein phosphorylation
Cellular component (GO): cyclin-dependent protein kinase holoenzyme complex; nucleus
Molecular function (GO): cyclin-dependent protein serine/threonine kinase activity; RNA polymerase II CTD heptapeptide repeat kinase activity; ATP binding
Source: RefSeq, a predicted model, not a curated record